AUGCGCUGGGUGCGGCGAGGCGCACGCCGCCUAGUCAAGAGUUUAUACGAGGAUUAUCCUUCCGUGGGUAGCGAUACGGAGACCUCUGGCCCGCCUAACAGCGAAGAGCGGGCUGCGGGAUCUGAGAGACAGAGAGAAAGAUGGACCCGGUCAACCAGCCAGCUAGUAAAACGGAAUCGUUUUACAGAGCUUGUUCUUGUGCAACAAGAAGAGGCCCUAAUAAACCUAAACCCGGAGAUAAACGUAGACCCUAUCUCGUCCGAGACAGAACCGUCGAUUGCCCAGCAAAUUAACAUGAUUAGCGAACCGGAGACGCCUGCACCAGUGACUCCUACCCCCAGGGGUCGUAUCCUGAGCAAGAGGCGCCCCUUCAGCGUCACUUCCUUGCGGGCAACGAGGCAAAACGCUAGAUACCAGGUAACGCAGGAAGCCGUUUCCUUUGCCAUUUCGCCUACUACAGGGGACACCUCUCCAGCGAAGAGGACCCGAAGCAAGCAGCCAACCUACCGAAGACAAUCAAUAUUAACUAGCGAUAUUACUAGCGAUAACGCAGUAACAGCCCUCCUAAAAUCGCCGGAAACAUCUCUUAUCCCUACACUUACCCCCUCAGGGCAUUCGACUACGAUCGUCUUGGCCGAGAAUAACACGCUUGCCCGCUCAGUAUCAAGGAAACUCGAGGGUGGCACAGGCACUUUAGGCCUGAUCAAUGAUCUCACUACUAACAAUACUAACGACUACGUUUUCCUACUGGGGGACUUCAACCUUUAUUACCCGGCCUGGGGCGGCGAGAAUGCCGCCCGAGAUACCCUUUCUAACCAGUUACUUGAUUUAAACGAUAGAAGGUACCUAGAUCUCUGGCUAGAGCCGGGCAUCACUACCAGAGACGAAGCCGGAGCGAAGACUACGAUUAACCUGGUCCUCGGCUCGCAUGACCUGACCCCUAGGCUCGUUGCCUGCGAGGUCAACGAGCGAGUCCACGCAGACUCGGACCACUAUCCUAUACGAACUCUUCUGGAUAUCAGCACUAAAACCCCUGAGGCACAGCUCCGAAGGAACUGGAAAGCCUGUAGUGUCAAGGACCUGCAGAGUUUCGUGGACCUUAACCUACAGAAAUACCUUAUCGAGACAGUCAAUCAAGGAAUUGCUGCCUCCACCCCGUGGGCGAAGCCCAGCAAGUGGGCGAACCCUUCAUUUAAAGCAGAAUGCCGCGAAAUGAUCAAGAUUACCCGGAAAUUCCGGCAGACCGCAGAACAGAAAGUAGAGGCAUUUCGUAAAGCCUUUUUUCUCGAGCCACCCCCGGCCGACCUCUCUGACAUCUCUACGGCCCGGAUAUCCCCCCAGAUUGAUUUCCCGGACCUUACCGAGUACGAGGUACUCCGUUGCAUCAGACGGGCGCCUCCCGAUAAAGUAUCAGGACCGGAUGGCAUCCCUAAUAAGGUCUGGCACUGGCUGGAUAAGGUCUCCUCCUUCCUCGCUCUAUUAACGCAGAUAUUCAACGCGUACCUACGUCUUGGGCACAAUCCGGAAUACUUUCAGCAAUCGACUACUGUAAUGCUGCAUAAAACAGCCUCUCGGGACUAUCGCCUCGCCAAAUCCUACCGACCUAUAGCGCUCCUGAAUACCCUCAGUAAGAUCCUGGAGGCCGUAGCUACAGUACGGAUCGCCUGGGCCCUGGAGGAGCGUAAUCUCCUACUCAGGAGCCAUUUAGGGGGCCGCAGGGGCAUCUCAGUCGACCACCUGAUCCAGUUGCUUCUUGACCAGAUCUUUGAGAGCUGGGGCAAGGGCCGGAAAUUUCCCGGAUAUCUCAGUAACCUUAUUCCAACCCCUACCGGUAUCCCCCAGGGGUCCCCUAUAUCGCCGAUCUUAUUCUUCCUUUUUAACACCCCCCUUAUUCGCGCCCUAUUAAUUGACGGUAUCGAGGCCCUUCGGAUCCAUCCACCCCUCCUGGAGGGAGACAAGACGGUCCCCUACGGGUGGAUUGACGAUGUUGCUACCCUGGCCAUCUCGGAUAGCUACGCGGUCAACCAGCGUCUUCUAAAGAGGGCCCUGGAUAAGGCCGCGGUAUGGUCAAGGCAACAUUCGUCCAAAUUUGCCCCCGAUAAGUUCGAACUCAUCCAUUUCAAGAAUCCGCUUCGCCCUGAUCCUGCGGUAGAACGACCCGUACCGCAGGAAUAUAUAUAUACCGAGCCGUGGCAGGGAGAGGACCCAGAGGUUGACAACUGGGAUCCCCCAGUGGAGUACGCCAAAUACCUAGGAAUCUGGCUCGAUAGGACCCUUUCGUUCGACACUCACAGGGCCAAGGCCCUUGCUAAGGCGAACAGGACCUUGGAAGCCCUCCGCAGCAUCUCAGGCUCGACCUGGGGGACCUCCCUGCUGAACAUGCGCCGCAUCUACCUAGCAGUGGUAGUCCCUCAGCUGCUCUACAGGGCGGCUGCCUGGUAUAGCCCUACGAGCCAGACAGUCAACUACAAGAAGCUCCAGAAGACGGUCAAUGAAUUUCAGAAAAUUCAAACCCGCGCAGCUAUUCUUAUCAGUGGCGUAUUCCGUAACACGGCCUCAGCUGCACUAGAGGUAGAGCUUUACCUUCCCCCUAUACGAAUACAGAUGCAACAAGCCAUUCAGGAAACGGCCAUUCGGAUCCAAACCGGGCCGGCCAUGGCCUGCCCCCGGGGGCUGCGCUGGGAAAGGUUAAAGGAGGAGUUGCCCCUGAGGUGCAUCAUUGAGGGGGCAGAGGAAGCAGUUCAGACCCACGAUAGAGUCUGCCGCGAGGACCGACAGAUCUGGUAUACAGAUGGAAGCAGCUAUCAGGGGAUGAUCGGAGCCGCCGCGGUCUCUAUUCGAGCAGGCAAGACCGCCAGGAAAUACCUAGGAACGGAACUGGACUCUACGGUCUACGUUGGGGAAUUGGAAGGGACCCGAAUGGCCCUAGAUCAGGCAAAGCCUAUCCCGAUCACGGUUUUCUCAGACAGUCAGGCGGCUAUUCAAGCCGUGCGCAACCCUGGCCGGCCAUCGGGCCAGUACGCAUUGCGGGCUAUUUAUGAGAGGAUCAGGACCCUGCGGAGCGAGGGCCUAGAGGAUGCUGAAUUACGCUGGAUUCCCGCUCACAUCGGGGAGGACGACGAGGAGGCUCCAGAACCUACCAACCUGCUAGAAGGGCUCGAACUAGGCGAGGAAGACGAUGGUUACAUGGAACUCUAG
Messenger RNA from Aspergillus affinis, 3198 nucleotides. RefSeq lists its product as uncharacterized. The transcript is spliced from 9 exons. The record is from RefSeq and is a predicted model, not a curated record. Bases 1 to 3198 code for a protein of 1065 amino acids. NCBI's taxonomy places the organism in Eukaryota, Fungi, Ascomycota, Eurotiomycetes, Eurotiales, Aspergillaceae. Gene Ontology annotation, molecular function: nucleic acid binding; RNA-DNA hybrid ribonuclease activity.